Messenger RNA from Sporothrix schenckii 1099-18, 1707 nucleotides. RefSeq names its product 4-hydroxyphenylpyruvate dioxygenase. The transcript is spliced from 3 exons. The coding region runs from base 1 to 1707 and encodes 568 amino acids. The record is from RefSeq and is a predicted model, not a curated record. Lineage: Eukaryota; Fungi; Ascomycota; Sordariomycetes; Ophiostomatales; Ophiostomataceae.
AUGGACUGCAAACUUGCCAUCAGCUCCAUGUCCCUGGGGCGGUGCUUUGCCGGCCACAGCUUCGAGCACAAGCUCGACAUGGCGCGCAAGUAUGGCUAUCUCGGCAUCGAGGUCUUUUACGAGGACCUGGUCGACGUCGCCCACACGCUCGACACGAACGCCACCAACAACGCCGGUGACGCCGCCACCCCGUCGGCCGAGAGCCACCUGGCGGCCGCCCGCUGGAUCCGGGCGCAGUGCCAACAGCGGGGCCUGGCCGUCAUCAGCCUGCAGCCGUUUAUGCACUACGAGGGCCUGCGGGACCGGGCGGAGCACACACGGCGGAUCGAGGAGUGGCGGCUGUGGCUGGGCAUGGCACAGGCGCUGGGCACGGACCUGGUCCUCGUGCCGUCGACGUUUUUGCCGGCGGACCAGCUGCUGGCGGGCGGUGCCGUCCAAGGCCGCGCGGCCGACCUGGCGGAGCUGGCCGACCUGGCGGCGGCCGUGCACAUUCGCGUCUGCUACGAGAGCCUCUGCUGGGGCACGUACGCGCGCACGUGGGAGGACAGCUGGGCGGUCGUGGACGCGGCCAACCGCCGCAACCUGGGUCUGUGCUUGGACACCUUCAACAUCGCGGGUGCCAUCUACGCGGAUCCUGCGGCGCCGAGCGGCAAGGCCGUCGACGCCGAGGCCGCCGUCGCUGCGUCCAUGGCCCGUCUGCGGGCGACCGUGCCCCGCGAGCGUGUCUUUCUCGUGCAGCUCGUCGACGCCGAGCGGCUGGAUGCACCGCUUGGGCCGGGCCAUGUCCUGUACAACGCCGAGCAGCCGUCGCGCAUGACCUGGUCGCGCAACUGCCGGCUGUUUUACGGCGAGGAGAAGGCGUACCUGCCGGUACUGCAGAUUGCGCGGACAAUCUUCCAUGGCCUUGGCUACAGCCACGACUGGGUCAGCCUGGAGCUGUUCAACCGGUGUAUGUCAGACACGGGAGCGGGCGUGCCGGAGGCGCUGGCACGGCGGGGUGUUCUGUCCUGGCAGCGUCUGCAGCGGGACCUGGCGGCGAGCAGCGCGGCAGACGUGGCAUCGAGCGAGACGCCCAAGAUCUCGGCGUCAUUUCGUGUUCCAUUCUCCGUUUUCCACCACCACCUAUUUGCCCUUCACUUUCAAGUGCUUCGCACAGAACUCAAUGGCCGCCGUGUAGCCGUACGCGCCCAAGCCGGCAAUCACGGCCGUUGCCUUGUCGUGGAAGUAGCUGUGGUGCCGCCAGGCCUCGCGCGCGUGCACCUGGCUCACGUGCAGCUCGACGAACGGGAUGCUGACGCCCAGCAGCGCGUCCCGGAUGACGACGCUCGUGUGCGUGAAGCCGCCCGGGUUGAUGAUGAUGGCGUCGACGCGUUUGUGCUCCGCGUGGCCCGCGACGGGCGUCGUCACCAAAUGACCGAAGCCGCCGGCCUCUUGGAUGCGGUCGACAAUGGCACCCUCGUGGUUGGACUGGAAGACCUCGAGCUCGACGCCCAGAUCCUGGGCCUGGGCCUGGGCGGCGACCACGACGUCGUUCAAGGUCGUGGUGCCGUAGAUCUCGGGCUCGCGGGUGCCGAGCAUGUUGAGGUUGGCGCCGUUGAUGAGGAGGAUGCGGCGGGCCAUGGUGGUGGUGGUGGUGGUGGAACGAACGAUUGUCGACCUCGAUGCUCAUGCCCCCUCAUCUCCCGAUACCCGUACUCAAGCCCAUGA